AUGGACCACAAAAAACAUUCACAGAAGCGAUCACGCUUAAAUAAAACUUUUGAAAUAAUAGAUUCAUCGAGUUUGGAUAACUAUUUUUCAGAAAAUAACAAUUCAAAAUCUUCAAAAAGUGCAAGUGAUAUAUCUAAACUGAGAUAUUUUAAUUCCAGCAAUCAAAGUGUAAGUAGGAAUCAUCAGACUGUGAAUGAUGACUCUGACAAUGAGGAAAAUUUUAACAAGAUUCCGAACAACGAACAGUAUAACAGAAGAGACUCAUCUAGUUCAGAAGAAACCGACGAGAAUAAUUCCGAUAAUGAUGUUCACAAAAGGAAAAUCAAACAAAGUAGUAAGGUGCUAUCUAAACAAGAAAAAAGACGUAAAAAAACAUCACAGAGGCGGUUGUAUAAUCAACGAGAAGAAAAACGUAUUUCGUCGUCUAGGAAUGACAAUGAAGAGGACAUUGACGAGGAUCGGGCUUCUUUAAAACGACAUCGUACUGUACAGACGGCAAGAAAAAAUUCCAAGCGUUUGAGAACAACAAAAUCGCGUAAUGGCAAAGAAAGUGGGAAAAAAGAAGGACGAGGUGGUACAAAAGAUAAUGAAGUACCAAUAACAGAAAUUUUACGGCAAGCUGAAGAAAAUCCGCGAAGACAGUAUGAAGAGCCGAAGCCUUUAACCCAGUUGAGCACAGAUACAAUUUAUGUGCAAGGUGUAAAUCGUUUUAGUGCCGUUAAGAUUCCUGCAGAACGUAUUACUCGAGGUCGCCGAGGUCCUGAUACAGGUGAAACUGCCAUGUAUCCAAUAAAAAUUGCAAUAUUGGCGCAAAAGGCUUGGAAGAAUGCUGGAUUUAUUUAUCAAGGUCUCCUUGCUGGAAUGGCAUUUAUUCAUUUUAUUUUAAUUCAAAUAUAUUUUAAACCGCUGAAGAAACCCAUUGAAGAUUAUUCAAUUAUUGCUGAAAUAUACACUAAUUUAUUUUCUUUUUUCAUUGUAAUGUGCAUUAUUUCUGCUUUUGAUAGGUUUGACUUGGCUCAUUUUGAUAUAGAACAUUUUAGAGGAUUAUACAACAAUUAUGCUAAAGCUAUGACAGAAAAUAUAACAACAACAACUAUCAGUGAUGAAGAACUUGAAAAUUGGAAAGCAAUAACAUUAACGAAAGAUGGAAUAGUCGUAGUAGCCUGGCUUUUAGUUUCAUUUGGUCCACCAAAUGAUAUGCUUUUAACUCACCUUAAGAUAGCAGCAAUUGAUUAA
Molecule: messenger RNA, 1236 nt
Organism: Cotesia congregata
Lineage: Eukaryota; Metazoa; Arthropoda; Insecta; Hymenoptera; Braconidae
Source: the annotation of a GenBank genome assembly